This is a messenger RNA of Parathielavia appendiculata, 1026 nucleotides long. RefSeq lists its product as uncharacterized. The coding region runs from base 1 to 1026 and encodes 341 amino acids. The transcript is spliced from 5 exons. NCBI's taxonomy places the organism in Eukaryota, Fungi, Ascomycota, Sordariomycetes, Sordariales, Chaetomiaceae. The record is from RefSeq and is a predicted model, not a curated record.
AUGAGGCUUCCAACCCUCCUCUCAGCGCUCCUGGUCGCGACCGCCAGUCUUGCCAGCGCCCGUGGCGCGGAAGCAACGCGCACAGCAGCCAUCUACAUCCAACCACUCAUCUCCCCCGCAACGUCGCCCUCUCUCCUCGCCGAGGUCGCCAUCCAAGAAGACGAGCCAACAGUAGCAGCAUCAACAGGAGAAGGCCCCACCACCACCACCGCCAAAGUCCUCUCCUACUCCGCUCCGGACCUUCCCGACGCACACGAUCAAGGCGAUCGAUUCCUCCUCCGCAUCGGCGUCUACAACCCUUCCACAGGGCACUGGUUAUCCUCCACGUCGGUCGCCUCCGCAGCGAACUUUGCCAAGGGCUACGCGCCGCACUUUGUUCUCUCUCUCGAUAGCGAAGCGGGUGGUGACGUGCUGGGCGUCGUGUGCCGCGGCGUGGCCAUUGACGCAGGCGUGACGAGGGACUUUGGUCCGCAGGCUCAGGUGGUCAGGACGCUGAAGGCGGCGCAGCCUGCGCUGGGCAAGCCGGUUGUGCUUGGGGAAGGAGGGAGGAGGGCCGAGGAAGGGGAGAAGAGCUUUGUGCAGAAGUACUGGUGGUUGCUCGCAAUUGGGGCAUUGAACGAAACAAAACACAAGUCAACCACACCACUUCCAGUCGCAAUCAUGGCCACCUCGAACGGAUCUACCGAUCCCAUGGCCGCCACUAACCCCAAGCUCGAGAAUGGCGCGCCCGUCUCUGAUGUUAAGGGCAAGGGCAAGGCUGCGGCCACCGAGGAGCCUGUUGAGGACACCUCGAUGGCUGAGGAUGAUGACGAGGAUGACGAAGAGGAGGACGAUGUCGACGAGGAGCCCGAGGCUGCUGACGAGGACAACAUGGAGGAGAUCGAUCUCGACAAUGUCAUCGGCCGCCGCACUCGCGGCAAGGUGAUUGACUUCGCCAAGGCUGCUCAGGAGAACCCUCCCGACGAGGACGAAGACGAGGAGGAUGACGAUGACUUUGUCGACGAGGACAAGAUGGACGAGGACUAG